This is a messenger RNA of Colletotrichum truncatum, 1245 nucleotides long. RefSeq names its product MOZ protein represents a chromatin-associated acetyltransferase. Gene Ontology annotation, cellular component: mitochondrion. The record is from RefSeq and is a predicted model, not a curated record. NCBI's taxonomy places the organism in Eukaryota, Fungi, Ascomycota, Sordariomycetes, Glomerellales, Glomerellaceae.
AUGUCGACUACGAGAUUGACUUUUCUCUAUCCGCACCUCUUCCGGACCCUUCGAUCGGCCGAUUCGACGGCGUCGAGAGCAACCACGACGACGGCAACAUGCCGAAGACGGACUGCUGCCGAGGUUCGGAGUAGGGGAUACGCCGCGUUCACGCCGACGCAGGGAGCUCAGCAAUCCGGUUUUGCGCCUCGACACGGGAAGGGCGUCGAGCCGUUGACGGCCGACGGCGCCAAAACACGCAGAACGACGUCGCCGCCGACGCCAGAUACAUCCGACCCUGCUACUGCUGCCACUGCUGCUGCUACUACUGCUGCUGCCGCCGCCGCUGCCUCGGCUUCCACAUCCGCUACGCAGACCUCUUCUGCAUCCGACACGUCGAAACCCAGCGGCGGCGGUGGUGGUCAGGAAGGAACAGCGCAGCAGACCGGCGAGGAGCAGGAGGCGGACGAGGCCAAGGCGGCGAAGCAGGAGGCGCGCGACCAGGCCAAGAAGAGCGGGCCGCUGGAGGCGAUCCUGCACAUGGGACCGCCCGAGGAGGCGGCGAAGCAGCACCCGCACAUGUCGCCGCCGCCUUACGUGCACCACUUUGACAGCUACUCGCUGGUGAAGCAGCUCGCGGGCGGCGGAUAUACGGGGCAGCAGGCGAUCACGGCGAUGAAGGCCAUCAGGGCUAUUCUGGCGCAUAACCUUGACGUUGCGCAGGAGAGUCUGGUCAGCAAGAGCGAUGUUGAGAAUGAGACGUACCUCUUCAGAGCUGCCUGCUCGGAACUCAGUACCGAGGUGAAGAACAACCAAAAGUUGGCGGACGAGGAGAUGAGGCAGAAGAGGACGCAUCUGCAGCACGAGGUGGAUAUACUCACGCAGUCGCUCAACCAGGAGCUCCUGACGCUGAAUGAUAACGUUCGGGGGAUGUUUAAUGACCGCAAGAUGGCGGUUAGAGAGGAGCAGAAGGCUGGUGAUAGUGUGAUUCAACAAAUCAACUAUAAAAUCAGCCUGCACCUCAGCAGCGACGCCAAAUCCGAGAUCGAGAGCCUCCGGUGGAUUCUCAUCAGGCGGUCCGUCAUCGGCAUCCUGUUCAUGGCGAUCUUGACGCUCGGCACGCUGCGGUACGGCACGUACGUGUCCCACGAGAAGCAGAAGGAGGCGGAGCGGAUGAAGAAGCAGGCCGAGCUUAUCAAGAUGUCGCACGGGACGACGGAUCACAGCUCUGCGCCUGACGCGGCGGAGAUUUUGGCCGCGAAUUGA